CUUCCUUGUCCGCUCACACAUGUAAUACAUUCCUGUUUUUAUAUAAUUUCGUAAAAAGUGAAUAAUUACUCUUCCUCUCAAAUUCUCGACCUUUUACUUUUUCCUCCUCUCCCACCACUGUGCACGCGAGUUUUUCUUUGGUUUGUUGAUCUGCUCGUUCCGCUUGUUGGGUCUUGAUCUUUGGCCUCCGGAGCAUGUCCACAGAGAGAGUAUGAGCGAAAGGAGUGAUUUUUUGGUCGGAAUUCUCGAUCGGUCUUGAGUCGGAGAGAUGGGAAGGGCGAGACUGUGGUGCGUCUUUCGUGCUUUGAAGUCCGGGGUUUUUGAUGCUAUGUGAUUGUCCCGGCUGUGGUCGUGGGUGGGCGAUUCGCGGUCGGUCGGUUUGGUUGUUUUGUGUUGUGCAGCGGUGGGCAUUUUGAUUUGAUAUGGGUGGGUGUUUCCCUUGUUUUCGAUCAUCCAAGGGCAAGGAAGGGAAUGGACUGAAGGAAGUGAACAAGAAGGAUUCAGCUAAAGAAGCCUCAGCUGCUCACUCUCAUCAUGUGAGCAGAGUCAGCUCAGAUAAAACAAAAUCUCGAAAUGGUUCUGACCCCAGAAAGGAAGUACCAGUGCCAAAAGAUGGACCGACAGCUAAUAUUGCUGCACAAACAUUUACCUUUCGAGAGCUUGCUGCUGCAACAAAAAAUUUUAGACCAGAAUGUCUUCUGGGUGAAGGAGGAUUUGGUCGUGUCUAUAAAGGCCGACUAGAGAGUUCAGGCCAGGUAGUUGCUGUUAAGCAGCUUGACCGAAAUGGCCUUCAAGGAAAUAGAGAAUUUUUGGUAGAGGUUCUUAUGCUCAGCCUAUUACACCACCCAAAUCUUGUCAACUUGAUCGGUUAUUGUGCUGAUGGGGACCAACGCCUCCUUGUUUAUGAGUUUAUGCCACUGGGAUCGUUGGAGGAUCAUUUGCACGAUCUUCCUCCGGAUAAGGAGCCUCUGGACUGGAACACAAGGAUGAAGAUAGCAGCUGGAGCAGCCAAGGGCUUGGAGUAUUUACACGACAAAGCAAAUCCUCCAGUUAUAUACAGAGACCUAAAAUCCUCCAACAUCCUUCUUGACGAGGGUUUCGACCCUAAAUUAUCAGAUUUCGGGCUUGCAAAGCUGGGGCCUGUCGGGGACAAAACUCAUGUCUCGACGCGUGUUAUGGGGACAUAUGGUUAUUGUGCUCCUGAAUAUGCAAUGACUGGCCAACUAACUCUAAAAUCUGAUGUCUACAGCUUUGGAGUUGUCUUUCUUGAACUCAUCACUGGGCGCAAGGCAAUUGACAACUCAAGGGCUCCUGGGGAGCAUAAUCUUGUGGCAUGGGCUCGGCCACUCUUCAAAGACCGUAGAAGGUUCCCCAAGAUGGCUGACCCUCUACUGCAAGGGCGGUACCCAAUGCGUGGACUUUACCAAGCUCUAGCAGUUGCUGCAAUGUGCCUACAAGAACAGGCAGCCACGAGGCCUUUGAUAGGAGACGUAGUGACAGCUCUUGCAUAUUUGGCCUCCCAAACUUACGAUCCAAGCUCAGCGUCUGCCCAAAGCAAUCAUGUGGGUCCUUCUACUCCAAGGACUAAAGAUGACCGAAGGGGCACAGCUGAUGGUUUGGAUAGCCCGGAUGGGUAUCGUGGUUCCCCUUCCACUCAUAGGAAUUCCCCCGAUUUCAGAAAGAGAGACCAAGGCAGGCAAUUGACUAGUGGAGCUGAGCUGGGUCGCAGUGAAACUGGCGGUGGGUCUGGGAGGAAGCGGGGUCUAGACGACCCCGAGCGGGCAGACUCCCCUGGGAGUGCUGGCCGAGGGAGAGAGACUCCAAGGAACCGUGACCUCGACAGAGAACGUGCAGUUGCGGAAGCCAAAGUAUGGGGGGAGAACUGGAGGGAGAGAAAGCGUGCAGUUGCAGUGGGUAGCUUCGAUUCCACAAAUGAGUAGACCACCGAAACUCAGUGCAAGACUGCCAUGUUGGCUUUGCUUGAUCAUGAGAAGGCUGCUUCUGGUUGAAACUAAGUGUUAUGAAUAAGGGGUUCGUUGUGUCCAACUUUAAUGCUGCUUGUCCUUUUUUCUGUCAAUUCUUCUAGUUAAAACAUCCACAUUGUUAUGUGAAGUACAGGAAGAAAAACAGU
Messenger RNA from Rhodamnia argentea, 2131 nucleotides. Its product is annotated as serine/threonine-protein kinase PBL27. Bases 423 to 1940 code for a protein of 505 amino acids. Gene Ontology annotation, molecular function: ATP binding; protein kinase activity. NCBI's taxonomy places the organism in Eukaryota, Viridiplantae, Streptophyta, Magnoliopsida, Myrtales, Myrtaceae. The record is from RefSeq and is a predicted model, not a curated record. The transcript has 5 exons. Gene Ontology annotation, biological process: protein phosphorylation.